AUGACUUACAGAAAUCAAACUUUGGUCACUCAAUUUUUUUUCAUGGGAUUAACAAAUCACUUCCAGUACCAGGUUAUUCUCUUUACGGUAUUUCUCUUUGUUUAUCUUGUCAUCCUUCUGGGGAACUUGGGGAUGAUCACUCUCAUUUGGAUGGAUUCCCGACUCCACACCCCCAUGUACUUUUUUCUCAGCCACUUGUCCUUUGUGGAUGUCUGCUCCUCUUCUGUCACAGGUCCCAAGAUGUUGACUGAUAUCUUCAUGGACAAAAAUGUAAUCUCUUUCUUUGGUUGUGCUGCCCAGUCAUGGUUUUUUGGUCAUUUUGUAGUAACUGAAUGUUUCCUUCUGGCUGCCAUGGCACAUGACCGGUAUAUGGCCAUCUGUAAGCCCUUGUUGUACACACUCAUUAUGUCCCAGCAGGGGUAUGUCCACCUAGUGGUGGGGCCUUAUGCCAUGGGCCUUAUUAGCACCUUGACCCAUACGACUUUCACCUUCCGCCUACCCUAUUGCAGUCCAAAUAUCGUUAAUCACUUCUUCUGCGACCUUCUUCCUGUUCUCUCUCUGGCAUGUGCAGACAUCCAUGUCAAUAAAUUCACUCUUGCUGGAGCCCUGGGAGUGCUUGGUGGUGUGAUCAUCUUGGUCUCCUACAUUUACAUUGUCAAGGCCAUCCAGAUCCACUCUGCUGAUGGGAGGCACAAAGCCUUUUCUACCUGCUCUUCCCAUCUGACAGCUGUCUCCAUCCUUUAUGGGACACUCUUCUUUAUCUAUGUACGUCCAAGCUCUAGUUUCUCUCUGGACAUCAAUAAAGUGUUGCCUGUGUGUGUUUCUUCCGCUGAAGCAAGAGAAGAGGAGAUGAGCAUGGAUGAAAAUCCAGUAGCAUUUUACGGUGUGUCUGUGUUUGUUAGGAUUAUUCAGUUGAGGGAACAUCUUCCCGAUGAUACUGGUAUUGGAAAAGAGUUAGGUGACUGA
This is a messenger RNA of Propithecus coquereli (Coquerel's sifaka), 966 nucleotides long. RefSeq names its product olfactory receptor 1002-like. Lineage: Eukaryota; Metazoa; Chordata; Mammalia; Primates; Indriidae. Gene Ontology annotation, cellular component: membrane. Gene Ontology annotation, biological process: G protein-coupled receptor signaling pathway; sensory perception of smell. Gene Ontology annotation, molecular function: odorant binding; olfactory receptor activity. The record is from RefSeq and is a predicted model, not a curated record.